AUUAAAGUGGCACGUCAUCAAACACGACGAUGCCCAAAUCCCCUCAUCGCUGAUCUCGACGAUUCCAUCGAUCGAUUCCAUCGAUCGAUCUCCUCGUUCGACCACCGCUCGCCUUGCCUCUCUGACGAGUCUUCGAUUAGCUUCGACUACGCCCAUUUUGCUUGCCUCUCUGGCUGAGAAUAAACCAUACCAUGGCCGUUGAUGGUGAUUAUGAUGAAAGAAGAGAGGACAUAUCACCUAAUAAAGAUAACAUGAGCGGAAGAGCUACUGCUUGGGAGGUUCUACCAAGAGUUGAACAUGAUGUGGCAUAUUCUUCUGAAAAGGCACAGAACCUGGAGAUGCUUUCGAUACAAGUUGAAGAUGUAGCAAGUGAUUAUUUAGCUCUGAGUAUGGAGAAUGAGGAAGAACUCUCAGCUGAGACUGUUGAGAAAGCCUUUGAAUUUUAUAUUUUGUCUGGUUUAUUGAACUCAGAGGUCAAAGAGCUUGAUGAUUUUGUGGGUUCUCUCCAAGUUGAUAUCAUGGAUGUGGGGCAACAACUUUCAGAGAAUGUGCAGUCUGAAGAUCUUUCCUCAAAAAUAGAAGAAAAGCUGCAAGGUUUUGAAAAAUCUUUAAAGAAGACGCAGGAUAUAGUUGCUGACAUAAGAAUGCGCUCUGUCAAGUUUGAAAGUGACCUGGCCUUUGCUGGGUUUGGAACUUGUACUGGUGCUGAUAUUGAAAUGGAUAUUAGUGCACACUCAUCUGUAAAUACUGAUUGGAAGGAGCAAAAGGAUGAGCAAAGACACUUUCUACAAAUGUUAGAGAAAUCUUUGGCCAGGGAACUAGAUCUUGAGAAGAAGCUGUCUGAAUCCACACAUAAUGAAGAUGAACUCAAAUUGAAAUUGCAUUAUGCUGAGCAGACAAUAUACAACUUGGAAGAAUCAGUUGAAAUGAUUCUCCAAAGAACGUUUGAAGCUGAAAAUGCAGCUGAAAUACUUCUUGGGAUUUCAAGAGAACUUUCAGGAAAAGUCCAGAUUGUGCAGUUAAGUUUAAAAGGUUCAAUCUUUGAGGAGGGUAAGCUGAGAUCUAAGUUGGAGGAGAGCGCAAAAAAGUCACAUGCUGAAGAGUUACAGGAAGGUGAUUUGAAAGCUAACCUUCAAAAGGCUGAGGAUGAAAACAAACUUACCAAUUUUGAGGCCUUAUCUUUGAGAGAUAAGGUAAGAAAGCUUGAGGAACAGUUAAAGGAAUCUAAUACUCAGCUGCAGAUAGCAAAGGGCUCUGCUGAAUCAAGUUGUGAGCGACGAAAUAAUUUAAAUGCUGAAAUCAGUGACAUGGAAAAUACAAUCAAGUGUCUCAAAGAAGAUGUUUUGAGACUAGAAAGCCGGGCAGAGAGUGCUGAAGAGAAGUGUGCACAAGUAACAAAAAUUAAUCACGAACUUGAUGAACAACUCAAGUUACUUAGGAGUAGUGAAUCAGAGAAUGCAAAUGUUUUAGAGAGAAAGCUAAAGGAAUCAGAUACACGAUUGGAGCAUGCAAAGGCCUCUGUUGAGGCAAUUGAGGAACAACAGAGUAUGUUAUAUUCUGCUCUCAGUGAUAUGGGAAAUUUGAUUGAUGAUCUUAAAGGAAAAGUUUCAAAGGCUGAAAGUAGGGCUGAGAGUGCUGAAUCUAAGUGCAAUCUACUUACGGAAACUAAUUUGGAACUAAAUGAGGAGUCGCGUUUCCUGAGGAAUAGGCUAGAAUGUAUGGAGGCAUCUUUGAAUCAGGCAGAAGAUGCAAGAUUAGCAGCCGCGAAGGACAUUGGUAUCAGAACUAAAUUCAUUAGUGACCUCGUUAUAAAACUGGCCAUGGAAAGAGAACGUNUUAAAAAGGGGCUUCACAGCAAAAAACCAAUUUCUUGUGCGAAAAAGCCUAUUGACGGCACCUUUUUUUUUGUUUUAUACUCUUCUCCCUCCCUCUUUUUUCUCCCCAAAAUAUCCUCAUUAUCGACCUCUCAUCUCUUCACCCUCUUCAACCUCUCACCUCUUUGCUUUUCUUCACCCUCAUCCUCCACCUCUUGCCACCCUUUGGCUCCUCCUCCUCCUCAAACUUUAUCUUUUCUCUCCUCUCUCUCCCUCUUCCAUCUCCAUGUCCAUCCACUUAUCUUGUCCUCUCUCCUCCUCUAGGCCUCUUCCACCUCC
This is a messenger RNA of Asparagus officinalis (garden asparagus), 2153 nucleotides long. Its product is annotated as WPP domain-interacting tail-anchored protein 1-like. The record is from RefSeq and is a predicted model, not a curated record. NCBI's taxonomy places the organism in Eukaryota, Viridiplantae, Streptophyta, Magnoliopsida, Asparagales, Asparagaceae. Bases 192 to 2138 code for a protein of 648 amino acids. The transcript has 3 exons.